AUGAGAUUCGCUGCUCCCAGACUCCGAAUUGGCCAACCCAUCGUCAAAAAGUGCAACAUCUCAUCGUUGGUGCAGGAGACACAUCCAACAUCCACUAUAGCCACCAAAACUGUGCAGAGACCUGCUCAAUCAUCUUUCCGGCCCCAUAUAAUUUUCCUAAAAGGACCUCUCGGUACAAUUAACGGCUUCCUGCGGGCCCAACGUCGUCGACAUGAAGACCAAGCGAUGUGGAAUCGACUCAUUUUGCUGAACAAAUACGGCCCACACCACCAGAGCUUGCUGGCCAAUAGUUUGCUGGACCCGAGUGACAGCUACUGGCGCUCUAUUGCAUCUUCUCCAAAUAUCUAUGAUGCUUUACAACGACUAGUCGCAGACCGUUAUUUGACUUUCGUUGAUCAUCCUCUGCUUCCCGGCGCGGAAUCACUUUAUGCCGAGAGCGACUCGCGUCCGAGGUCACUGCCGACCUGGCUUACGCUGCACUUGAUAACAAAUCGUGUCAGCACCCCAAGGCAUGCCACUCUUGCCUUGGAUCUCGCACUCAAUCAGCUAGAGCGCACAAAGCCCGCUUACCAGUUCCCGAUGCUCCUCCUCGCGAUUCAUCGUCUGCAAGUUUACUCGCAGGGGAAAUAUCUACUGGAGCACCUGGACGGGAUUCUCAAGGUUGAGUCAAGCACGCCAGAAUUCCACUUCAACGAACUGUUGGCCGUGUGUAGCCGCCUGCCCAAGGACGAAACUGCACGUGCCAUCCUGGAAAAGAUUCUAAAUAGAAUGUCACAUCUUUCCAUUCAAAUCAAUCCACACAUUGCUUCUCGACUCGCUAUCCACCGCCUUGCAUAUCCCGAGCUCGCUCAGUAUCUUCCUUCCAAAGUGCGCAUCAGUCAGGAUUGGGGGCGUGCUUAUCGACCACAUUAUCACGUCUCACGACAUCCCAUGGGGGUGUUGCGUCGUCGCCGGACCGGAAGGAUGGCCCGUCUAAACAUUACACAAGCUCUCCAAAUGCUCACCCGGGGCAACUCUGCAGGACUUCGGCUUGACCCUUAUGAGUGGUCGACUCUUAUCACCGCCAUAGGGCGAGAUACCUCGGUGGAUGCCGAUACCAUGCGCGCCUUCUGGCUCAAAAUCCAAGCCUAUCGAGGCAAUAAAAUGGAUAUUGUGACGCAAACGGCGAUGAUGGACGCUUUCCGGCAGCGAAACCAGUACGAUGAUGCUCUCAAGGUCUGGGAUCGUAUCCUCAAGACCACGGGAUCAAUCGACCGACGAGCGUUGACUGCGGCUGUCAUGUCGUACUGUGCAACUUCUCGGUACAAGGAGGCGUUUGAGACCAUGGACGCGUUUGCCUUCAAAGAUUAUUUACCCGCAGAAGAUAACCCUUCAUGGCCAAUGGCGAAGGCUCAGUGGGUCGAAAGCCGCGGCCGCGUAAAGCUUGACACUGCGAUCGUCAAUGGGUUCAUGGAUCGAUUGAAUCGUGGUGGACGACCCGAUGUUGUGUUCAAGCUUUGGGAUGUAAUGGAGAAAUAUUACGGCGUCUGGCCUGAUGGUAUCACCAUGGCCAUUUUGUUGGAUUCUGCUCGACGUGCGUCUCUCAUUGAUCCAACCAUCGAGCUUGCUCUCGGUCAGUUGGGUAUAUUCAAUCCACUCAAGCAGUUUUGGGCCCAGAAGAGACUACCCGAGACUCCUUCGGUCGCUAUCUCUCAAAUGCUAGAAACCCCUCCAGAAUCAGGCUUCUGGCAUGGUGAUUGGGCGUUUAUCACCGCUAGGGUUAUCUUCCGGGACGCGGUACUGGGUAACUGGCCCCAUCUUCAGGCAAUCCCCUGUCCAGUGGGUACCUAUACACCUACUACCAUCUCAGAUCGCCUCUGGGUGACAAAGGAUCCCGCCCCGGAGCUGCGCUGGCCGACAAUCAUUCCCAUUGACAAGACCUUCCAUGCCUACAUCUUCCUCCUCGGCUGGAACGAACUUCAGGCUGAAAUCCCCUUAGCGUUGGCAUGGAUGCGUGAGAUGGGCAUCAAACCCCUCCACAAGACGCUCUGUGCCGCACUUAUGUAUUUUGGCGAGGUGUCGCGAUUGCCCCCACUAUUCGAGUCCUUUGAGCUUCGUAAGGGUCAAGAGUACGGAGGUGACUAUGGAAAGCUGAGGCGUUGGAUAGCGGAUUGGGUGGGCGAAAGUGCGUUACCGAGCGAGGACGCAGUCGCCGCGUAUAGACGGGGUAACGGCCAACAAACCAUGAGAUGGUAUGGGAGAAAGUACUAG
Serendipita indica DSM 11827 is the source of this 2250-nucleotide messenger RNA. Lineage: Eukaryota; Fungi; Basidiomycota; Agaricomycetes; Sebacinales; Serendipitaceae. The record is from the annotation of a GenBank genome assembly.